CAAGAUGACGGAAACCUUCACUUCCACUGCAGAAAACUCCAUACAGACCACCAUCACCACCAGUCCAGGGUCUAACAUAUCUGCUCCAGUGUUUGUGGGAAGCACCUUCAACGAUAGAGUUGAAAUAGUCUACAACACAGUCGCACCCAAUAGAGUGAAAGAAGUACCGAAGAGUGUUUUACAGACGCACAAAGCCAGACAGAGGAAGAAGUUCAGGUUCCUUCAUGAAGGCGAUGAUAAAAUUGAACACAAAACCUUCCUCGACACGGUUUACACAGAACUCCACAUCACAGAGAGGCAGUGUGAAAGUGAGAACAGUGACCACGAGAUCUGGCAGAUUGAACGAGAAUUUUCAAGGCGUUCUCCAAAUGGGAAGCCCAUCAGCUGCAAUGACAUCUUCAAGCCUAUCCAUAGAUAUGGACCUGAUGAAAGGACGAAAGACGAAGAUGAAGGAAAUCAAGCUAAAGUCUUUAGAACUGUUCUAACAAAAGGUAUUGCAGGCAUUGGGAAAACUGUAUCGGUUCAGAAGUUUAUCCUCGACUGGACUGAAGGUAGUGCCAGCCAGGACGUGGACCUCAUGAUCGUGAUGCCCUUCAGGGAACUGAAUUUAGUCAGGGGCCACCAGAACAGUCUACACAGUCUUAUUGGCACCUUCAACCCUGAACUCAAAGAGCUGCACCCGGAAGCUUUUGAGGAACUUAAGACAGUCUUUGUUCUUGACGGUCUGGACGAAUUCCGUUCUCCACUCAGUUUUACCCACCAGUCGUUGUCAGACAUCACCGAACCAUCAUCAGUCGGGAGUCUAAUUGCAAACCUCAUAAAAGGAAAUCUUCUUUCAUCUUCUUGUAUUUGGAUAACCUCCAGACCGGCAGCAGCCAGCCAGAUCCCCUCUCAGUUCAUUGGCCGUUUGACAGAAGUUCAUGGGUUCAGUGACCACCAGAAGAAGGAGUACUUCAAGAAGAGAAUCGGUGAUCAAGGACAAGCCGAUAAAAUAGUCUCGCACAUAAUGAAAGUGAGGAGUCUUCGCAUCAUGUGUUGUAUUCCAGUCUUUUGCUGGAUCACAGCAAUCACACUGAAACAAACCCUGGACGAAUGUGACAAUUCCGAAAUCCCUAAAACCCUCACCGAGCUGUAUAUCCAUUUCCUGCUGACCCAGGCCAACAUAAAGAAACAGAAGUAUGACAUAAGUGGAGAGAAAGAUUCAAAGAAGCUUCUGGAAGCCAACAGAGGAACCAUUCUGAGAUUGGCCGAGCUGGCUUUCAAACAGCUGAUGAAACACAAUGUGAUGUUCUAUGAAGAGGAUCUCAGAGAAUGUGGCAUCGAUAUUGCUCAGGCCGCAGAGCAAUCAGGCUUUUUUACUGAAAUUCUGAAAGAGGAAUCUGUUUUUUACCAGAGGAAGGUCUACUGCUUUGUUCACUUGAGUUUUCAGGAGUUCCUGGCAGCUUUCUAUGUGUUUUACUGCCACGUGAACAAAAAGACAGAAAUGCUCAACUUUUUCCAGGGGAUAACCUACACAGACAACAGUUCACUGCAUUAUUUGCUAACGGUCGGCUUGUUACACAACUUUAACAUAAAGAACAGACAUCUGGACCUUUUCUUGCGUUUCCUGGUGGGCGUCUCAUUGGAGUCCAAUCAGAGGCUCCUACAAGGCCUCCUGAUGAAAGUACACAGCACCUCAGAGAGCAUCAAGGCAACCAUUCAGUUAGUCAAAAAGGUGUUAGGAAAUACAUGUAUGAUAUUCGGUGGCAAUCAGGUACCAAUCACUCUGUUCCUCUGCCUGCUAGAAAUGAAGGAUCACUCUCUUCUGGAGUUCCUAAAGUCAGAGAAAUGUUACGAGCAGGAACUAUCCGUCGCACACUGCUCAACGAUAGCCUACAUUAUUCAAACCUCAGAGGAGGUGCUGGACGAGCUGGAUCUGACCAAAGUCCAGACUAAAGAAGAGGGUCAAAGGAGGCUGGUUGCAGCUGCUUGGAAUUGCAGGAAAGCUCUACUUUCUGGCUGCAAUCUCAAUGAAGAGUCCUGUGAAACUUUAGCUGAGGUCCUGAUGUCAGAGGGUUCUUCGCUGAGAGAGCUGGAUGUGAGCAACAACUACCUGCAGGACUCUGGAGUGAAGAAACUCUUCGGUGGACUAAAGAGUUCAAACUGUAAACUGCAGAUACUGAGACUUUCUGGCUGCAGUCUCACUUCAGAGAUCUGUGGACUUUUGGGCUCAGCUCUUCAAGUAGAAAAUUCACCUUUGAGAGAAGUGGAUUUAAGCAACAACAACCUGCUGGAUUCAGGAGUAAAGCAGUUCUUACCUGUACUGAAGCAUCCACACUGCAAGCUGGAGACACUGAAACUCGCUCUCUGUAACAUCUCUGAGCAUUGCUGUGAAGAUCUGGCUUCAGUUCUACAGUCACCAAACUCACAUCUCAAACAGCUGGACUUGAGUAACAACGACCUUCAGGAUUCGGGAGUGAAGAUCAUCUCAGCUGGGUUGCAAAGCCCACAGUGCAAAUUGGAGAUACUUAAGUUGUCUGGUUGUUUGAUCACUGAGGAAGGAUGUUCUUCUUUGGCUUCAGCUCUGAACUCCAAUCCCUCUAAACUGAAAGAGCUGGACCUGAGCUACAAUAACCCUGGAGAAUUUGUGGGGAGGCUUUCAGUUUCUAUCAUAUUAAAUUUGGACCAUGGAGGAAAAGGCUGGAUUAAACCAGGCUUGAGAAAAUAUGCUUGUGAGCUUACCAUGGACCCAAAUACCGUGAACCCAGGACUGAGUCUGUCUGAGGAGAACAGAAAGGCGACUACAGUAGAAGUGAAAAAUGAAUCUCCAGAACAUCCAGCCAGAUUUGAUUCUGUUCCUCAGCUGCUGUGUACGGAGGGUCUGUCUGGACGCUGUUAUUGGGAGGCUGAGUACGGUGGCGGGUGGAAAGGUCUGAUUGUAGCUGUGGCUUAUGAAGGAAUAGGGAGGAAAGGUUACGGUAAUGAAUGCGUUUUUGGGAACAACAGAAACUCCUGGAGUAUUGCAUGCUCUAUGAAGAACUGCUGCGCUUAUCACAACGGCAUGAGGAACGGCGUUCCUCCACCACCCGACGGCUCCCGCUCCAGAAGACUGGGGGUGUACCUGGACUGGCCGGCUGGGGUUCUGUCCUUUUACAACAUCUCACCUGAAACGCUGAAGCUCACACACCUGCACACCUACCGUACCACCUUCACCCAACCUCUGUUUGCUGGGUUUAGCGUUACGCAACCCAACAUGUCUGUGUCUUUGUGUCAGCUGGAGUAACAGGGUUCUAGACUGGGUUCCAUUGAAAGGUUUUACUUCGAUUGAUUAAAAUUAACCUUGAUUGCUUUGGUACACAUUUUUAAACAUGAAGGUGCUUGAAAUGGUUAGUUCAGGGAUGCAAGUUAUGGUUACUUCGGAAUUAGUUUCUCAGGGGGAUGUUUUGAAAAAAUAUUUCACACUUCUACUCUUUUACUGCAAUUGAAAAAUUGAAAAAGAGUUUUUAGGCUUUUUUUCUCGGUCACAUGACAUCACAGCGUUCAGUAGCUCCUCCAUUUCCACUCGCUGUUGUGUUUUGUUUACCGUGGAUCUCCAUGGAAACGCAUGCCCAAAGUGUAAUUACGGUGCGCAGCAGUGGACAAAUAGCUAUUUUAUUAAACGCGAGGACACAAGACUAAAAGGGGACGGGACUAAAAUUACCGGAGGACCACAGAGUUUAGAGAAAAACAGUAGAUAAUUCAGCCUGUAAUUUUCUCAGAGGACGUCUGAAAAAAAAAAACACGUACAUGAUCGUUCUGGACGGGAAUAAAAUCACAGAGGAUAAAAAAAAAAGAGAAAGAGAUAAUUACCCAGAACCUCCUGAGAAACUAAUCCCAUCCAGAUAGGACAUAAAUCCAAUCUGAGCUAAAGGCUAAAGCUGUUGUUUCCAUGUGGGUCAGCCAGACGUCUUCCUGUAGCAGUUUUCUCCAGUUUCUUUUAAAGGUGUAGGAAACAGUACUCACUGCUCUCUGGCUUCAUCUGUAAUUUCUCUAAAGAAAAGAAAACUUCUACUUUUAAUAGUUACAGAGUUCUCUGUGUUUCUGUGUAUCCUUUUCUAUAGGUAUUAUUUUGUACACUGCAGUGUGUACUAUUUCCAGUUAUUGACUGUACCUGAAGAGAUUAAGUGGCAAAAAUAAAGGAAAAAAAAUAAAUCAACAUGUCUUUGUUUUUUUACAUCAUU
Molecule: messenger RNA, 4199 nt
Organism: Astyanax mexicanus (Mexican tetra)
Lineage: Eukaryota; Metazoa; Chordata; Actinopteri; Characiformes; Acestrorhamphidae
Product: NACHT, LRR and PYD domains-containing protein 12
Exons: 8
Coding region: 5-3262 (1085 amino acids)
Molecular function (GO): protein binding
Source: RefSeq, a predicted model, not a curated record